Molecule: messenger RNA, 4972 nt
Organism: Brassica napus (rape)
Lineage: Eukaryota; Viridiplantae; Streptophyta; Magnoliopsida; Brassicales; Brassicaceae
Exons: 2
Coding region: 1670-4738 (1022 amino acids)
Source: RefSeq, a predicted model, not a curated record
GUGUUGUGAUUUUGCAUAGUUUUAGCUUUGUUAUUUCAUAUAUAUUCAUGCAUUAACCUUACAUUUAUUUGCAUUUAGAGUCUAUUGCAUGUACAUUUUCAUCUUGUAGGUGUUGGAUGAAUUGUUUGGAGUUUUGGAGGUGAUUAGAGCACAAAAGGAGCUUUCGAGGAGUCUUGAACCGAACGUGUGAAAGACAAGCAUGGAUGAAGGUCUUAAAGAUAUCUUUUGAAACUUGUCUUUUGGUAAGACAUGGUAAAUUGAGUUAGCUUUACAAUGGAGGUGGUUUCAAGUCGUUUGGAGCUGUAUUGAGGGAUUUAUGAUCAAAAUACUACACACAUAUCAGUGUGUGCAACAUGGAGAAAGUGGAGAAAACUUUAAUGAGUGAGUUUUAUCUCUUUAAAGCUUGCAACAUGGGGGAUGGGUUGUCUAUCAUGAGUUUGGUGGCUCUUUUGGCCUAACUUUCUCUACCUUUUCUGAAGAGGCAAGACUACUUUGGCCAUAUGAAGGGGCAAAAGGUGUUCUAUAAUGGAAGAAAGUGGAGAAUAACUUUUAUGAGUGUGUUUUAUGCUUUAUGCUUUCACAUGAUGGAUGUGUUGUCAUCCUCCUUUACUUAGGCUAUAAAAGAGACUGCAAGGGGAAGGAGGAAGACACAAUACACAAAGUACAAUACAACAAAGAGUAGAGAGUGAAAGUUUUAUAGUUUCAUAUUUUGUAUUUUGAGAGUUUGAGAAAAAACAUUUGUUCUUGGAGUGUUCUUGAAGUUUAUGUUAUAAAGUCUUGUUUUCCUUUAGCCAUUCUCUUCAUCUAAUUUCUGUUUUUCUUGUUUUCAUAUAUCAUAUCAUCUUGGGUAUGCUUCUAUCCAUCAUGGGAUUAAGUGUAAACAAGAUGAUUAGUGAGUAAUCACCCUUAGGAUCAAUGGGUUAGGUAGAUUAAUGGGUGAUUAGGGAAGAGUUAAGGUGUUCUAAUGGUUAAAUGCUUAGAUUUCUAUGCUUACUAAGUAUUCUUAAUGCUAGAUUAAUUUUGGCCAUUUUAAUCUAGAUUCUAAGUGUUUGUAGGGCAUCGAAAGUGUUUGCAUAAUGCUUGAAUGGACCUAGUAAAGCUCUAGCUUGAAUAACCAAGGAAUUGUUGUUAGGAUUGCUAGAUGGUUAGUAGACUAGAACUUAAUGUAUGUUUGAGUGAACAAAACGAACGGAAGUUGAUGUUUAGUUCAUAAUUGCAUAAGGGUUUCUACCACGGGAGUGGAUUAAUCUAAAUUGAAUGAAAUCUAGACCUAUAGAAAGUUAAGAUUAUUUGAAGUUAGACGCCUUGAUUUAGAACUAUCACCUUGAAAUCAAUUGUCUAUAUACCCAUUGGUUCUUCUUUGUUAUAUUUGAAUUAAAACUCAAGUUAUUUCGCACUAUUACUUGUUACAAACAAACAUCAUUUGAUUGCACUUAGAUUGAGAUAAAUGGCUUGCAUUCUUAGUGCUUAGAAUCACUAGAGAUUGGAUUGACAUCUUAAGUACUACAACACUUAAGGAUUAAACUUAUCCUUUAUCAAGUUUUGGCGCCGUUGCCAUUCUCUAGAUUGAUUUUGACAUUAGGAUUUGGUCAUUACUUGAGACUAAGUCUUAUUUUUCAUUUUUAAGUUACUAAUUAUCUAUCUUCAUCUCUAUUUGGAUGACAGGUGCAUGAACUUGAGAAGCAAAGGAUCAACAAAUCUUGCACCAAGAGUGGACAACAUCAAAGCCUUAGAAAGAGAGUUGGGAAGACAGAGAAGAGAAAGAGAAAAGCAAGCCCACUUACAUAGAUUGGGGCUUGAGAUGGAGAGAAACCCGAAUCAACCGGAAGGUGUCUAUGAAGUUGAUGAUCAUAGACAAAAUGUCCAAGGAGUUCCUCCUGGAGCUGCUCAAGAGGAACAUGGCCAAGGAGCUGCAAACCUUAGGCCUCAAAAUCAACAACGCCUGGGAAGAUCCAUUGGCACUUAUGAUCAACCUAACAUAAAUGGGAAUAGGUUGGGCAUUAGGGCACCGCCAGUUGCCAACAACAAUUUCGAGAUCAAGUCAAGCCUCAUCAACAUGAUUGAAAACAACAAGUACCAUGGACUUGCCUUGGAAGACCCACUAGAUCACCUUGACAGAUUUGAUAAGUACUGUGGCUUGUCAAAAACAAAUGGAGUUUCAGAGGAUGCUUUCAAGCUCAGAUUGUUUCCCUUCUCUUUGGGAGACAAGGCUCACACUUGGGAGAAAAACAUCUCAAGUGAUACUAUCACCACUUGGGAUGAAUGCAAGAAGGCCUUCCUCAACAAGUUCUUCUCAGCUACAAGGACUGCCAACCUUAGAAAUCAGAUCUCUGGUUUUCAACAAAGAGGACUUGAAGGAUUUUUAGACGCAUGGGAGAGAUUCAGAAGCUACCUGUCUCAAUGUCCUCACCAUGGCUUCAACAAUGAGAGCUUGCUAAGCACUUUCUACAGAGGAGUCUUGCCUAAAUUCAAAAGCCAGCUUGACACUGCAAGCAAUGGAAACUUCUUGGGGAGGACUGUGGAAGAUGCUUUAGAACUCUUGGAGAACAUGACACAGAGUGACUCUGUCUACAAUGAUGAAUAUGAUAGAAGAGACAGAGGUGGUGGAGGAGAAGAUAUGACCACAAAGAGAGAGCUGAAAGCACUUCAAGACAAGAUUGACAUGCUACUAUCAGAAAAGACCAAGAAAGAGGAGUUACAUAUGGUUGCUGAAGUUGAUAGAGUAGAAUGCCAAGAAGAUAUGUACUAUGUCAAUGCUCAGGGUACAUGGUACAAGAAGGAGCCUGACUAUCAAUACCAGAACAACUACCAACAGAAACCCUUCUACAACAACCAACAGAAGCCAUUCAACAACUACCAGCCAAGACCAUUCUACAACAAUCAGCCUAAGCCAUUCUACAACAACAACCAAGGUGGUUACCAACCCAAACAGAACUUCCCUCCUGGAUUCUCACCAAAACCAAGUCAACCUGCACAAGACCAAGCUGGAUCAUCAACACAACCUCCACAAGAGAGUAGUACUGAAGCUAUGCUGAAACAAUUAUUGGAGGGACAAGCAAGAAGUGAGAAACAAUUAGGGUAUGAGCUGAAAAAUCUCCACAACAAGAUUGAUGGGAAUUACCAUGAUCUAAACAACAAGUUCAAAGCCUUGGAGAACCAGUUUGUCUCUAUGACAGCCAGCUCAAGUCGCCAACAAGGUUCCCUACCUGGAAAGCCUGAACAAAACCCAAAGGAGACAAUAAAGGCAAUCACCCUAAGGAGUGGAAGAGAGUUGCCUCCUAAAGUUCUCAUUAAGGAUAAUGAGAAACAAGGUGGGGAGGUGGUCAUCAAUGUAGAUGAUGAUGUGGUGAUUGUGGAUGAGAAGACUAAUGAGGAAAUCUUGGAGAAGAUAGUUGAAGCUAAGGGCAAGAGAAAGAUUGGAGAGGAGAAAGUUGAGAACAAAAAUGAGGCUGCUACAUCAACAAAGGAGAAAUUGUUCACUCCUCCUCCCUAUGAGCCAAAGCUUCCCUUUCCUGGAAGAUUCAAGAAGCAACUCCUAGAGAAGUACAAAGCCUUGUUUGACAAGCAAAUGAGUGAAGUUCAUCUCACCAUGCCCAUAAUUGAUGCAUUUAUGCUGGUUCCACAAUACAGCAAGUUCUUGAAAGAUGCUGUAGAACAAAAGAAGAAAGAGAUGGAAGGGAUGGUGAUUCUUACUCAUGAGUGCAGCGCCAUUAUUCAGAGACUGACUGUCCCAAGGAAGCUAGAAGACCCUGGUAGUUUCACCCUGCCAUGCGCCAUUGGACCUUUGACAUUUGAGAGAUGUCUAUGUGAUUUGGGAGCAAGUGUCAGCCUCAUGCCACUAUCCAUUGCCAAGAAGCUUGGGUUUACACAAUAUAAAAAGUGCAAGAUCUCUUUGGUGCUAGCUGAUCGAUCUGUCAAGCUCCCCAUUGGCAUCCUAGAAGAUCUUCCUGUCAAGAUAGGAAAUUGUGAAGUGCCUACUGACUUUGUAGUGCUUGAGAUGGAUGAAGAGCCUAGAGAUCCUUUGAUCUUUGGAAGACCUUUCUUGGCAACUGCUGGAGCAAUGGUGAAUGUGAGAGAUGGCACAAUUGAUCUCCACCUUGAAAAAGAUCACACUCUCCAUUUUGAUAUCAAGGAGAUGAUGAAGAAGCCCACAACUCAAAGAGAAAUAUUCUACAUUGAUGAGAUGGAUGUCUUGGCUGAUGAUUUCCUUGAGGAGUUAGCGAUUGAGGACUCUCUUCAACAUGCCCUGACCAUUGAAAGAGAGACCCAAAUGAUUGAAAACAAGGAGAGUGAUGAGCUAGUAAGAAGGCUAGAUGUUCACCUUGAGGAGGAUGGAGAAGAUGAGUUCAUGGAGUUGCCACAAGUGACUCAACAUGCUGCCUCAGCAGACAUUCAAGAGAACCUCCAUGAAGCUGAUUGGAGUGAGCUCAAGGCACCAAAAGUGGAGCUUAAACCUCUUCCCGAUGGUGUAAGGUAUGCUUUCCUUGGACCUAAUGAGACAUAUCCUGUCAUUGUGAGUAGUGAGCUGACUGAGAAUGAAUUGUCUAUGCUUUUAAAUGAACUUAAAAAGUAUAGAAAAGCACUAGGAUACUCACUUGAUGACAUUAAAGGAAUCUCACCAUCUUUGUGCAUGCAUAGGAUACAUCUAGAGGAUGAAUCUAAAACUUCAAUUGAACACCAAAGAAGAUUAAAUCCUAAUUUGAAAGAUGUUGUUAAAAAAAGAGAAUCAAAUUGUUAGAUGCUGGUGUGAUCUAUCCUAUCUCUGAUAGCAAUUGGGUUUCACCUGUGCAUGUAGUUCCUAAAAAGGGUGGCAUAACAGUUGUUAAGAACGAAAAUGAUGAGUUAAUACCAACAAGAACAAUAACUGGACAUAGGAUGUGCAUUGACUAUCGAAAACUGAAUGCAGCCUCUAGAAAGGAUCAUUUCCCUUUACCAUUCAUUGAUCAGAUGUUAGAGAGGCUAGCUAACCAUC